This is a messenger RNA of Zea mays, 2878 nucleotides long. Its product is annotated as cysteine-rich receptor-like protein kinase 25. Gene Ontology annotation, molecular function: ATP binding; protein kinase activity. Gene Ontology annotation, biological process: protein phosphorylation. The transcript is spliced from 7 exons. The record is from RefSeq and is a predicted model, not a curated record. Bases 65 to 2425 code for a protein of 786 amino acids. Lineage: Eukaryota; Viridiplantae; Streptophyta; Magnoliopsida; Poales; Poaceae.
GCGCGACGGUAUACUUUCUUUUCACGGUUAACUGUACGUGGAAAGUUUGUACCUAAAGUGAUGAAUGCCAAAAGAUUCUCGCUACAGAGACGACCAUGUGAAAGAAUUUAAAUCUAGAGUACAACGUGAAGGAAUGGCGUUGCCGUCGGCCACCGUGCUGUGGACGGCCAGCAUCACCUUCCGGCUUGCACAGAACAUGGUGGUGUUGUUCUUCCUGGCGGCGCUACUGGCGGCCCCGGCGCGUUCGUCGUCGCCGUCGUCCAACAACGGCGCCGGUCUUCAGCAGCCCACCCUGACCCUCUGCUCCGGUCACUCCACUGUCGCCAAGAGCGGCGAGUUCGCCAGCUUCCUCGCAGCCGUGUGCGCCGGAGCCUACGGCGGCGGCGUCGCCCACAUGUCCCACAGCAUGUCCUCGUACGUCGCCGCCGAGAACCGGACCAUGUACGGGGUCGCGCAGUGCCGCCCCGACGUGUCGGCCUCCGACUGUACUGCCUGCCUCGCUGCAGCCUCGUCCAAGCUCAUCACCGGGACCGCGUGCGCGACGUCGGCGGUCUGGCACGACGCCUGCUUCCUCCGGUACUCGGACCGCGACACCGGCCGGUUCCGCGAGGACGAACACACGGAGACCGUGUUCAACGCGAGCCGCGCGCUGUCGUCGUUGCCGCCCCACGUUGGCGCCAACAAAGCGGUGGUGGUGAGGCGCCUACUUGCCGCCGUCGCGGACAGCACGAGGAGCGGCCACAUGUGCAGCGACAUCGGUGUCGGCACUGGUGCGGCAGGCGGCGGCCGGAUCUACGGACUCACGCGGUGCGCCGCCGAGAUCUCGUGCGCAGACUGCCGCCGCUGCCUCGGCGGCGCUCUCGCGGUGGUAGAGCGCGAGUACAACGGCAGCGCGGGGAUGCAGGUCCUGCGGCUCAGCUGCAUGGCCAGGUACGAGAGCUACCCCUUCUACAACACCAAGUUCUUGACCCGGCGAUUGCUGGCGUCGGCGACGAGCGGGAGCCCCCGGCCGACUCAUGGAGGAAUCGUCUUUAACUCUUCUAUAUCUUUUGGGCCUUUUGGGCUCGUGCACUCUGGCGGUCCUAACCCACCGCCUUCACCGCCAGUAUCACCUCCACCACCAGCAUUCACGACCAUCUCCGUGCCUGCUAGUGUGGGCACUGCACAACCCACCCCACCGCCUUCACGGCCUGCACAAGCACAGCCAUCACCACCUCCACCAGCAGCAUCCAUGAUCGUCUCCGGGCCUGCGACUGCGACUCCGAGGGCUGCACAAGCACAACCCACCCCAGCGCCCCCAGGCGGUCAUAACCCACCGCCUGCAUCACCUCCACCAGCAUCCAUCAUGAACAUCUCCGGGCCUGCGACUGCGACUCCGACUCCGAGGGCUGCACAACCCACCCCAGCGCCUCCUGGCGGUCCUACCCCACAGCCUGUAGCUGCCGCAACGAAUGAAAACAAAGGGAAGGGAACAUUGAAUACACCAAAAUGGCAGAUCGUCUCUAUUGCAACUGGGUUGGUGGCUGCUUUCAUCAUCCUCGCACUCACCGUAUGGUGCCGUCGGAAACAGCAACUGUCUCAGAGAGAACAUGUCAUAGAACCCCAUGUUUUGAAUCAUCAAGCAGAUGGAGUGCCAGGUGAGACUAUGCAUCACCUAGAAAAGAAACAUUUGGGCUCCGAAGAAGACGACGACGGAGGAAGAACAAGCUGCCAACUCUACAGCUACCUGGUUCUUGAGGCUGCUACAUGUCGCUUCUCAAGUAGAAACAAGCUAGGGAGCGGUGGAUUUGGAACGGUAUACAAGGGCACGCUUGAGAAUGGGAAGGACGUAGCAGUGAAAAGGCUCAGGGACUCCAAGAGGGCGAUACAAGAACUAGAGAGGGAGAUCUCCAUCGUGGCUAGCUUGCGCCAUAAGAACAUCGUGAGGUUUUUAGGGUACUGCUUCCAAGAGGAAGGGAGGUUCUUCAUCUACGAGUAUGUGCUUAACAACAGCCUUGAUAAAUUUUGGUACAAAGCAUCUUCUCAAUGCCAGAAGCUAGAGUGGGCUACAUGGUUCAACAUCAUCUUAGGGGUUGCUCGCGGCCUUCUGUUUCUCCAUGACAUGGGGAUCAUUCAUCGGGACCUCAAGCCACACAAUAUACUUCUUGACCGUAACUUCAACCCAAAGAUCGCUGAUUUCGAUCUCAUGAGGAUGUAUGAUCAACAGAAAACUCACGAGAGCACUGAGAAGGUCGCUGGAACAUUUGGGUACAUGGCUCCAGAGUGCACGUCCGGACGAAAAUUCCUACUUUCGAUCAAGUCUGACGUGUACAGCUACGGGGUGUUAGUGCUGGAGAUCAUCACCGGCCACAAGAUCUACACUUUCGAAGGCCAAAACUCUGAAGGCCUCGUCGAAUACGUGUGGCAGCACUGGUCCACUGGAUAGAGAAGAGAGCGAGCGACGUCAUGGAUGCUGACUUAGGUGUGGAAGGGCAUGAGCACGCGCCACGGCAAGCGCUGCGGUGCGUGCACGUCGCGCUUCUCUGCGUGCAGUCUGACCGGUCGAGGCGGCCAACCAUGGGGCAGGUCAUCGCCAUGCUUAGCAGUGGCGACGACGGGACAGAUGACCUGCCGGAGCCAUCUCUGCCCGGGUACGUCCUCCGUCCAAUGGCGGCGUCAGGUGUCCAGCUAUGCUUUGGGUGCAGGUAGCGCCGCUUGAUGACGUACGACGGUCCAUGGCCAGUACAAACAUAGGUAAUAAUCUCUGGUCUCUCCAUCAACAAAAUGGAUGUAAUCCUAGCAAGGCUUAAAUUUGAUCAACUAUAAACUUUAGCGGACCCAGUGUUUGAUCAUAGCCUGAGCAAAUUUCAUUGAGCUAAUCAAAUCGUGUAUUUUGGAA